GUAACUUCUCAUCUCGUUCUCAGACGCCUUGCUUGUAGUGCAUAGCGCAUACGUCGACUUACGUUCGGUACUGUUCGGUGCAUACCUCAUGGAAUGUUCGGUGGACUCAGUCCAGUGCAGUGCCCUUCAAUUACACUGCACAAUUCAAUGACACUGAACGCUGCGUUGGAAAGGUCAACAUCGGUGCAGUCAUUACUCGAAGUCAAUGGUUACUUUCAGUCGACAGCGUCGUCAAGAUGAGCAUUCGGAUUUAGAAAGAUGCCGUGGUCGAGUUCUACUCGAAGCCGCCAGCUUCGCCCAUAAAAACUUCUCCUACCCUGUCUGGCCAUCGUUCAAGGCACGGCAGAAAUAUCCAGCACUGCUCAAAAGGAUGAUGAUCUUCCACGAAAUCCACGUUCGUUUAUGACCUUGCAAAGCUGCUGCUGCUGUUGUUGUUCCGUUGCAAGCAAUCGGCCAGUCGGCCAGUCGGCAGCGCUUGCCGGGCGUGCGAGCCAAGUCUAACAUUCGUGCUUUCGGAUCUUGGGGCAAAAUUUAAACCUGAGAGAUGAGUUCGUUAGUGGAUUUUCCCUCCUCGCAGUAGCAUUCCUCGUGGCCAAGAAUGUGAGGACAAAGACUCUCAUGUGCUGUCAUUGCGUGGGUCCCAAAUCCUGUGUAGAUUUUGUCAGCGGCAGAAGGGGAGGAAGGGAAGGGAAAGGAGGGGAGGGGAGGAGAGGAGGAGGAGGAGGAGCCAUGGCGAUGAGGGAGGGUAUAUUAUGUCGGUAUGAGUCAGUUGUCUGAGAUCAGGAGGAAUUCCAAGAACUGCCGAACACAAUUUGAAAGCUGAAAUCUUGAAAUUUUGAAUAUUCUGGAGUCGAUCGAGAGUGGAAAUUGAAAAAAAAUUAGAAGACGGACGAGCCAUGGCGCGAGCAUGGGCGAUCGUGUGGUCGCUUAUAGGAAUUGUGUUGAUGGGCAGAGUAGGAGCUCAAGAGAAUGGCACAGCAACGACGGUCAAGGGAGGGUACUGGCAGGAAGGGAGUACGAGAGUGCCAGCAUCGGCGAUCAACGCAUCGUUGUUCACUCACAUAUUUUACGCCUUUGCGUUCAUUGAAAGUAACACCAGUCUGCUGAAGCCGAGCGCCAAUGAUGUCGACAUCGAGACAUUCAGCCAGACCGUGAAAAAGAUCAACCCCGAAGUGAAGACUCUCAUCUCCAUCAGUGCCAGCGGUCCUGAGUUUCAGGAAGUCAUGCAGACGGAGCAAUCUCGGCAAGCGUUCAUCAAUUCCAGCAUUUCUCUUGCCAGAUCGAAUGGCUUCGACGGACUGGACCUGGACUACGAGUUCGCCCAAUCUCAAGCCGAAAUGGACAACUUCUCUUCUUUCAUUGCAGAAUGGCGUGUGGCAGUAAAUUCGGAAUCGACGACGGCGCCACUCCUUCUCACUGCAGCUGUAUACUACAAACCAGUGCUGGCCAAUGUGGGCGUGGGAACGUACCCUGUCAAAUCCAUCUCUGAGAACCUCGACUUUGUAAACAUAAUGUGCUAUGACUUUCAUGGCAGUUGGGAUGUCACACAGACCGGUGCUAAUGCCAACCUCUACGACCCCGACAGCAAUCUCAGUGCAGAUUUUGGGAUCACUUCUUGGCUCGAGGCCGGUUUGCCUUCUGAGAAAGCCGUGUUGGGUCUGACCUUGUACGGGAGAUCGUGGGUAUUGAAGGACCAGAACGAGGCCACUGGCCUGAAUGCCCCGGCCGUGGCUGCAGGGCCUGCCCAACCCAUAAGCCAGGAGAAAGGAGUUUUUUUCUACGCAGAGGUGGCCACGUUCAUCAAGGAGAAAUCUGCCUCUGUCGUGACCGAUGGAACCUUGGUCACAAGCUACUGCCAUGCCGACAACUUGUGGGUGUCAUACGAGAAUCAGGUUGUCAUCACCCGCAAGGUCUUCUAUGCUCAAAGCAAGAAUUUGAGGGGAUACUUUUUCUGGGCUAUCACUCAAGACGACGACCUCUGGUCGAUCAGUUAUGCAGCAUCAGUAGCGAUGGACACCGGUCCUCUCGCUCCUUCGCCACCAGGAAUGCCAUCAUCGGCGCCCACUUCAGUCCUUCAUGGUGGUUUCAUGACACUACUAGUAGUUUUCCUCUGCGUUCUUGUCGGCAGUAUUCAAUUGUACAACUUGUAAAUUCCUCUGAACGAAGUGCCGUGUAGUUUCUCGCUCUUUUAUCAAUCGGCAGUUAGAAGUAUUGGGUGUUGGGCUGUUGAUAUUAGAAGAUCAUUCAUUUGACUGCAUCCAGAAUCUGUGAAACGCUUCUUAUGAAACGAGGCUAUCAUACCUGAACAUUUCGCAGCAUACAUGUACAGUGUGUCCACAGGAGUUACACAAAAGCAUAUUACUUUGAACUCUGCAGGUCAGAUUAGAAGGGAACACCGUCAAGAGCUAGUUGCCAUCCAUCUAGGAGUUUCGAGUUGGAAUAUCCAUGUACUAUAAAUUGUGCUCGAUUGAGUCACUGUCUCAUUGCGAAUAUAUAGUUACGAAGUUGCAACAACUUUUUGUCUUGCCCCGUAGCAAACUGAACUCGAAAUCUAGAACAGGUUGUUUAUAGUUUGGAAUCUCCAAAAGGCUGAAGGCCCUUUCCACUCAUUUGUAUGCAAAAUGCAUAAAAUGGUGCUCGCCCGGCGUCUUUGG
Molecule: messenger RNA, 2654 nt
Organism: Marchantia polymorpha subsp. ruderalis
Lineage: Eukaryota; Viridiplantae; Streptophyta; Marchantiopsida; Marchantiales; Marchantiaceae
Source: the annotation of a GenBank genome assembly